Molecule: messenger RNA, 5040 nt
Organism: Alosa alosa (allis shad)
Lineage: Eukaryota; Metazoa; Chordata; Actinopteri; Clupeiformes; Clupeidae
Gene: clcn1a
Product: chloride channel, voltage-sensitive 1a
Biological process (GO): chloride transport; transmembrane transport
Cellular component (GO): membrane
Molecular function (GO): voltage-gated chloride channel activity
Source: RefSeq, a predicted model, not a curated record
UCCGCGCCACCCUGGGCUUGAAAUGCUGAGGCAGACGAGCGGUUUAUUUUUGGGUCAGUGACAGUGUGUCAAUGGCCGCAGAUGCGUCGCAAAGGAAGGCUCUGAGAUACCAACAGACCCUGCUUUAUGGGGAAUACCAUGAGCAUCCGGGUUCUUCCCGUCGGAGAGAGGCUACUCGCUUGUUGACAGAGAGACAAUGGAAGAAACAACACCAUCACCACGGCCACCAUCACCAUGGCCACCGUGGACACAGCCGCAGCCACCAUGGCCGGCAUCACAGCCGCCACCCCGACACAGAGGCCGACGCCGGAAAAAGCCCAAAAUCCGAACAUGGCCACAUGUCGUCGCUGAAGAAGCGGCGAUCCUAUUCUAAGUGUAGAGACUGUGUGGCACGUGUGCAGAGGUUCCUGGUUUCCAGAUUGGGUGAGGACUGGAUCUUCCUGGUGUUGCUGGGUAUUACUAUGGCUUUGGUCAGCUGGAGCAUGGACUAUGCUAGUGCUAAGAGUCUACAAGCUUACAAGUGGAUCCAUACUGAGCUGCGGGGUAAUAUUCCAUUACAGUAUCUGGCAUGGGUCUCGUAUCCAAUGAUCCUCAUCAUGUUCGCCUCUUUCUUCUGCCACCUGGUGGCACCCCAGGCUAUAGGCUCUGGUAUCCCCGAGCUGAAGACCAUCCUGCGAGGUGUGAUCCUGAAGGAGUAUCUGACACUCCGGGCAUUUGCUGCAAAGGUUGUGGGCUUGACGGCCGGCCUGGGCAGUGGCAUGCCUGUAGGCAAAGAGGGUCCUUUUGUUCACAUAGCCAGCAUCUGUGCUGCUUCGCUCAGCCAGUUCAUGACUUUCUUCUCGGGGGUCUACCAGAGCCCCUAUUGUUAUACUGACAUCCUGACCGUGGGAUGUGCUGUUGGGGUGGGAUGCUGUUUCGGGACCCCCCUUGGAGGGGUGCUGUUCAGUAUAGAGGUCACCUCUACCUACUUUGCUGUGAGGAAUUACUGGAGAGGAUACUUUGCAGCUGUGUUCAGUGCCUUCAUAUUCAGAGUGCUCUCUGUAUUUAACAAAGAUGCAGUCACCAUCACUGCUCUCUGAGGGCCAGUGACCCGCUGUGUGCACAUGGACUUCCUUCCGUUCCCCGACCCCCUGCAGGAGCUCCCGGCAUUUCUGCUAGGCAUCUCCUGUGGGUUCCUGGGAGCCUUCUUCGUGUAUCUGAAUCGGCAGGUGGUGCUGUACAUGAGGAAGCCCAACACACUGACGCGCUUCCUCACCAGACAUCGGCUGAUAUUCCCCGGGUUUGUUACCCUAGUGAUCACCACCUUGACCUUUCCUCCUGGGUUUGGACAGUUCAUGGCUGGAGAGUUAAUGCCCAGGGAGGCCAUCAACUCUCUGUUUGAUAACUUCACCUGGACCAAGGUGUGGGGGAACCCACCUCCACCUGGCCUGGGGCGAUCUGCCGCCUGGCUGCACCCUGAUGUCAACGUGUUUGUCAUCUUGCUUCUGUUUUUUGUCAUGAAGUUCUGGAUGUCUGCUGUGUCUACCACCAUGCCCAUCCCCUCAGGAGCCUUCAUGCCUGUCUUUGUCCUGGGUGCAUCGUUUGGGCGUUUGGUGGGAGAGAUUAUGGCCUCGCUCUUCCCUCAUGGCAUCCUGUUUGACGGAAUCCUGUACCGCAUCAUCCCUGGAGGGUAUGCUGUGAUUGGUGCCGCAGCAUUGACGGGGGCCGUCACUCACACCGUCUCCACAGCAGUGAUCUGCUUCGAGCUGACGGGUCAGAUCUCGCACAUCCUGCCCAUGAUGGUGGCGGUGAUCCUGGCCAACAUGGUGGCCCAGGGCCUGCAGCCGUCCCUCUACGACUCUAUCAUCCAGGUGAAGAAGCUGCCCUACCUGCCCGAGCUGGGAUUUGGACACAUCAGUCAGUAUAACAUCUUUGUUGAGGACAUCAUGGUCCGGAAGGUAAAAUUCGUCUGUUCCCAGACAACGUGCCGAGAGCUGCUUUAUCUCCUGGACUCUGUAUCCCUGAAGACCAUCCCUCUGGUGGACUCCAGAGAAAACAUGAUCUUAUUGGGCUCUGUUGACCGGUCGGAGCUGCUGGCUCUUUGCGAUUGGUGGCUAUCUGCCGAGCGGCGAAUCAUGAUGCACAGCCAGGGCCUGCAGCAACAGGAGUCCUGCGUCAGGGCCAGCUGGGAGUCCUUCGCCUUCGUGGACGAGGAGACGGACGACAACGGAGACAAAAAUUACCCUAUCCAGGAAGAGCGAAAUGGCCCUUUCCCUUCACCGAAACCCACAGAACCAGCAGCCAAUCACACGACUCCUGAUAAAGGCCCUCUGCAGUCUGUGAGAAGAACUCUGAGGAAUAUCUUCUCAUCCCCCUCAGACAGACAAACAGAAGGUCAGACACAGGACAUCUCUCCUCCAGCCUUGACUGACUCCAUGACUCCAGAAGAGAUCAAAGCGUGGGAAGAGGAGCAGAUGGACGAGCCCUUAGAGAUCGAUCAGAUCCGCAUCGACCCUUCGCCCUUCCAGCUGGUGGAGAGGACGUCGCUGCAUAAGACUCACACAUUGUUUUCCUUGCUGGGCCUGAGUCACGCAUACGUCACCAGUAUUGGGAAACUGGUCGGGGUUGUGGCACUCAAGGAGCUCCAGAAAGCCAUCGAGGGGUCGACCCGCAGCGGCGUGAGACUCCGCCCCCCGCUGGCCAGCUUCCGGGACCCCGGCCGCAAGUCAGCCAAGCCGCACACCUCCACCUCCUCCCCCUCCUCCCCGACCUCCCCGACGGACCCGACGUCCCCGUUCUCCCCCGCGCUCACCCUUCACCCUCCCCCCGCCACCCCCACCCCCACCCCGGCCCCGCCCGUGCCCGCCCCAGCGGAGGAGAUGGAGGUGUGGAUCGAGGGCGUGCGGCAGGUGCAGGUGGAGAGCACCAGCAGCAGCAGCAGCAGCAGCAUCAGUGGCAGCAGCAGAAGCCUCAAUAGCGCCGGCAGCGGCACCGGCACCGGCAAUGGCGGUGACAGAGAGGGAGGUGACCCCUCGCAGGUGCCCCCCACGCCUCCGUCGCCCUCCACCAUCCCCCUCUCUACCCUGCAGCCCGUCCCCGAGGCUCUGCUGGAGGAGAGCGAUGAGGAGGAGCCCAUCUAACUCAUCGGGGAGGGGGGUGAUGAGAUGUGAUGUCUUGUUUAUUUUUUACUUUUUAAGUUUUUUUUUUUUUUUUUAUCAUGUUGGAAAGAUUUUUGUUAAAUAAUCUUGCUUUCUCUAUUCUCAGAUUGUAGUUGGAUGAGUUUGAAGUCUUGAGUCUUUUGUGGUUCAAUUGGGUUAUUUCUGAACGAGAUGGAUCAUUCUAGAUUUUGUUUUCUCAUUCUAAAAGAACGCCUUAAAUGUCACAUGCAUCAAACCAUAUUUUGUUACCUGUGAAUUAGUAUGAUCAGAAAUACCAUCACUUUAAGGCAAAAGUAGCUAAAAGAGAUUAAAUACAUUAUCUAAUACAAGAAAGGACAGUCGAAUUAUUAUCAUUAGAACACAAUCAAAUGAAAGGAAAGCAUAAAUAUCUCAAAUGAAGUUGCACCCAUAUCACAGAAAACUCAAGAGAAACUAAACUCAUUCUUAUUCAUUAUUGUUGUGAUGUAUGUGAGUGAAUGGAUCAGUUGAGAUCCUGUCCUGCUUGAGAAACGUUGAAGGCAUUCGAGAAACCUGUACUCAGGUUGGUCUGGCUUUUUUAUAUGGUUGUUUGAUACGUAGCAUUUGAGUUGCAUGGAUUUUUUUUUUUAAUCACAAGAUUUCGCCUCCCAGAUUCAUACAAUUAAUAUUCGUAUAUUGAUCCAUAAAAGUACCUCUGUAUAGACUUGGUAGCUAUUAAAUAUCCACAAUCCACUGGAUUCUCUUUCAACAGUUUUAUUGAACACGUAGGCCUACAUGAUGCUGAGAUGGAGAGGCAUCUUGACCAUAACAGUUAUUCUGUCACGAAUGCUAUGGCCGUCUAAAGAGCAUAGUUUAAUUUAUCGCAAAUUAUGUAUCCGGAUGAAGUGUACAGUACUAUCACUGUCAAGUGCAGUGAAGCAUAAAUGUCAAAAACUGAAAAAUCUUCUAGCUCCAUGCACUCUGUCCGGGUUUGAAAAUGGAGGUGAAAAAAAUGCCUUAGUAAAUAUGAACAGGGAUUUUUGUCCAUUCCAACUCCACGCUCCACUUAAAUUCCUGUGUCUGGCACUGAGAUUGAAAUGGAGAUCAGUUUCUCUUCUGACAAUGACAAAUCCUGUGUGUCCAUCAGUAUGCUGAUGCUUCUUCUUUACGUCUGCAGGUGAAUCUCUCACAUUUUCUUUGUGAAAGGAGGUAUUUGAAAUGACCUGUCCUCUGUAAAAAAAAAACAUCCUCACAGCCUAAUUUAUAUAAUCCAUGAAAGUAAAGCAUAACUAGUAUUUUACCUGCAUUCUUUACAUACUGUAGAAUUAAUAAAAGAAAUGCUUGGUUUGGUUUUAGAGGAAAUGGAGAGAUCUGACGAUGACAGCAUUUACUUUGUAGGCUGAACCAUCCCUUGAAAUCCCAUUAGAGAAAAAUCCUUUCAAGUCUUCUUUCAGCUAUCAGCCUUUUUCAACAAAGUGCUCUUAACCUUGAGUCGAUUCUCAAAAGAUCGAUACAAUCUUUGAUAAAAAAAAACUUUAAAAAAAACUGACGACGUAUGAUAACCCAUGGUUCUCACCACUCAAGGUCUGCCCUCCACAUACAAACUAUGUGACAGGUGUAAAAUCAGUAUAUACAGCAGGGAUGAAAUGUGGAAGAACCAAAGAGUGGUUAAAAGUGUUAGUGUUAAAAGGUGAGGUUGUGUCCAUCUGUGGCUUGCUGCGGUCAUUUGGCUGUGAGAGGUGAAAGGAUACUCUGCCAUUUCAAAGAUCAGAAGCUGCCACAGCUGGAAAGGGGGGGGCAGUGUUUAUCUAGACCUUACAAGGACAUUUGCUCUCUUUUCGUGAUCUCUCUCUUACUCUCUCUCUCUCUCAUGUCCUCUCUUUCCUCUCUCACACAUUCAUACAUUCACAUUCUCUGUUUCAUGUUUUCUCUUUCUCUCUCUCAC